ACAGCCCAGGUGUUCUAUCAUUUCAUCCUACCCAUCGAGUGGUCCUACCGAGGCUUACUGCGCAUGCGCACAUCAUUUUUACGUCAAAUGACGAUGGUUUUCGGGUACGCCCAUAAUUUUAUCCUACCUGGAUAUAAGUACGCCAUGGAAAAGAAGUGGGAAACAGUAUACAAUCUUCUGUCUUCGGGAUCAUACCCAUCAGACUUUGACAAAUCACAGCGGCAGAACCUUCUGAGAUAUGACUCCAAUUUUCAGAUAAAGGAUGGAGAUCUGUUUUUUGGGAAUCAAAGAAGGGUUAUUAAAACCAAAGAAGAAGCCAUGUUGCUGUUCCAGGAGUUUCAUUCCUCUCCCAUGGGUGGACAUUCAGGAAUCUUAAAAACACGGACAGCCAUGUGUUCCAGAUUUUACUGGCAUGGAAUGUCAAUCGACAUUGACAACUGGGUACUGGAAUGUGAUAAAUGCCAGAAAAUUGGAAAGCCUUUGACCGCUGCACAACCACUACAGUGCAUUAAGGUGUCUGCGGUCUGGGAGCUCAUUGGGAUAGACCUAACAGGACCAUUACCAAAAACUUCAGAUGGCUUUCAAUACAUUUUGACAGUUACAGAUUAUUUCUCAAAAUGGGUAGAGGCCUUUCCUUUGAAAACUAAAUCUGCAGCUGAAGUGGGUAGAAAUCUUUGUUCUAUCAUUUAUAGACAUGGCUGUCCAAAGCGCAUCCUUUCAGAUCAGGGACGGGAAUUUGUUAAUGAUGUAAGCGUAAUCAUUAAACUGGAAAACUUUUGAGCCCUCUGUUUAUUAGGAUUCAUAGUUGCUGUCUUGACACUAUGCUUGUGAUGAUUGUGUAUUUAUUUUGCAUGCAAAUUGAAUGUUUUUAUAAAUAUAUUUGAUUACAAUAAUCAUAUCUUUUUAAAGCUUAACCAUAGGCUUUGUGAAUUGCUACACAUCCAAAGGAGCGUAACAGCAGCCUAUCAUCCACAAACAAAUGGCCUGGAUGAGAAGACUAAUGACAAUAUAAAAAGAGCCCUUAAAAAAUUGGUCAAUGACCAGCAAAACGAUUGGAAUGUCUAUCUGGAUGCCACCCUGUUUUCAUUGCGGUCUAAAGUGCACACUACCACAAAAUUCUCCCCGUUUCUUUUGAUGUAUGGGAGGGAGGCAGUGUUCCCUUCAGAGGUUCCUGUUGAAGUGCCAGUAAGUAUGUUUUUGUCUUUACAAUUGUAAUAAAAUUAUGACUCUCUAUUAGUUUCUCAGAUGACAGUCUUGGAAGUCUGUUGAUAAUUUUCUUCUUACCAUCAUAAUCCUAAAUAACAUGUAACAGUGUUGAGGUCUGGACUCUGGAGUGGUGAGUACAUUAUACUGAGAACACCAGAACCUUCCUACCUUCCUUGUUUUGUGUCUGUAUCUUCCUUUCUCAUUGAGGGCUUUAUGACUGAAACACAUCCUUCUAGACCCAUAACAUUCAGCUGUCUUUUCACAGAGGAAGGAUGAACAAAAACACCUGAAACUGGGGCUUGUCUGUCUCUCUCUCUCUCUCUCUCUCUGUCUCUCUCUCUCUCUCUCUGUCUCUCUCUCUCUCUCUCUGCUCAAACUAAUGUUUAACUGAUGCAGGCAGUUUGGAUAAGGCAGUUUACUCUGGUCUACUGUAUUCACUAAUUGGGGUAACAUUUGCUGACUGUUUUUCAAUUUAGCUUUCCAAGAUUAUUCUCCCUGAAGGAGGAUACAGCGAGUUUCUUGAUUCAAAACAAAAAACAUCGGAAGCUGUUAAAAAAACAGCAGAAGAUAACAUACGUAAGUCUCAAGAAAAACAAAAAGAAGCAUAUGCCAGAAAAGUGCAGAAGAAAUACCAAAAUGUUGAGUAUAAUGAUGGGGAUGAAGUACUUCUACUGAAUAUGAGGAAGCGAGGAAGGAAAGGCGGAAGAAUAGAACCGGAUUUCUCUGGUCCAUAUGUUAUCCAGUCAGUCCGUGGCAAACUUGUCACAUUAAAAAAACCCUGAAGGAGCCAUCCUGAAAAACAAAUACAACAUUGGCCAUCUAAAACCAUAUAGAAGAAGCCAGGCAGCCGACAGUAGCAGCAGCAUCUUCUCUCCUUGUCCUCAGCAGUCUUCUUCCAAGAAGAAGAGUUCAGAAGAGUACACAGACCCAAAUGUACAACGGUGCUCAGUUAUACGUUUAGCUUCAAAACAAGCUGAUGUCAAAAAACAUGUGCAAACAACCACAGUAACUGAAAAGCCUGCAACAAAGAGCUCAUCAAACACUGAAACAACUUCAGUAACUGAAAAGCCUGCAAUGAAGAGCUCAUCAAACACUGAAAGAAGCAUUCAAGAAGAAGGUGGCAUAGUUACAAAGUUCAGAUUUUGACCUGUUGGUCCGUUUGUUACCAGUUUGGUCUAACCCAGAACAUUUUUGUUCAUGGAGGUUUGCCCAUGAUAAACUGUUUUCUUCUUCUUCUUCUUCUUUCUAUAAGCCCCCUGGCUGUGUUUGAACUGUUGGUCUUAAUCUUGCCAUUUCACAUUUUAGGGUGGACAAAAUAACCUAUGAAAAUGCAAGGUAUUUGAUGUAUCGAAGGAAUUCUUCUCCAGCCCCUAGUAAUGAGACUCUGGUCUUCAAAGGACAACAAUCAGGUGGAAGCAGUUGCCGGGCCAUACAAAUUGUAUGAUUCUUCUUUUAGAACACUGCAAGGGACCGAAUGGGUCGCUGAUGAAGUGAUUGAUGCAUACCUGAACCAUCUGAUUGAACAACAUAAGACGCCUGUAUAUCAGCUGUGUGCAGUGGUUGCUUCUUCUUUAGCUGCUGGACAGUUUCGAUGUCUCAGAAAGAUGAAGUUCCCAGUUGAGGACACAUGGCUGUGCCCUGUCAAUACCGGAGGACAUUGGAUUCUUGUGAUUGUCAGCAUGUCAAGAAAGAUCCUCUCCAUCAUUGACCCCAUGGGAAAUGAGGGAUUAUAUGAGAGAAAGAUUUUGCGGAACUGGAGGAAUUUUUUAAAGAUGAUUGGACACCAAGAUCACAGCGCUGAAUGGCGAACAACAGUAUUGAAACACAACCCACAGCAAGAUGCGAGCAGCUGUGGCGUUUUAGUGCUAAAGUUCGCAGAAGAUUUUCUUUCUACUGGAGCUAUCGACAAUGUGCAGACAACACAAGCAGCUAUUAGCACCGCCCGAAUGGGGAUAGCCUGUUCAUUGCUUGAACGUAAAGGCAAUGCAGAGGACUACUGCACAGUUUGCUCUAUGCUGGAAGGGGAUGGAGACAAGAGCAUGACUGAAAUGGUGCAGUGUGAUGUGUGCAGUCGCUGGGCACAUUUUGAAUGUGUCCAAUAUAGUAAAGAGAUUUCCGCCAACUACCACUGUAGAAAGUGUACAGUUAACAAAUAACCUGAAUGUAUUUUUUCCUGGAUUAAGCUGCACUUUGCACUGUUUGUUUUAAAAUGUAAAAUCUAAGUACACUGUAUAAUAUGUUUAUAAAAAUGUGUGUUAUUGGAUUACAAUGCAAUGUUCAACUUAAUUAGUAAAAGUAUUAGCAAACCAUGAGAAAAAAAAACUUUGGGGAUUCAGUAAAAUCACAGUGAACCUUAAUCAACUCCCA
Messenger RNA from Astyanax mexicanus (Mexican tetra), 3573 nucleotides. RefSeq names its product sentrin-specific protease 2-like. Gene Ontology annotation, biological process: protein desumoylation. The record is from RefSeq and is a predicted model, not a curated record. Gene Ontology annotation, cellular component: nucleus. The transcript is spliced from 15 exons. Lineage: Eukaryota; Metazoa; Chordata; Actinopteri; Characiformes; Acestrorhamphidae. Bases 2583 to 3362 code for a protein of 259 amino acids. Gene Ontology annotation, molecular function: deSUMOylase activity.